Akanthomyces muscarius is the source of this 1497-nucleotide messenger RNA. RefSeq lists its product as uncharacterized. The transcript is spliced from 2 exons. NCBI's taxonomy places the organism in Eukaryota, Fungi, Ascomycota, Sordariomycetes, Hypocreales, Cordycipitaceae. The coding region runs from base 1 to 1497 and encodes 498 amino acids. The record is from RefSeq and is a predicted model, not a curated record.
AUGCCAUCACAACGAGCGAAACCCCCCAAAGAGGAAAAUGGGCCAUCGUCCAACGGUUUGGACCCGUCACUGGACGCCAUCAGCCUCGUCUCGUCGAGUCCGGUACUCAAGAGGCUGCUGCAAAUUGACAUUGAAAACGAACAGCUGCUGAAGCGAAACUCCGACCUCGAAGUGGCGAAUCGGACCAAUUUGGCCUCGAUUGCCGAGCAGCGUAACAAAUGGGAUGCCGAUAGGAACAUUGUCCUGCGUGAACUGCAGGAUCAAAAGGACAAGGUGCAAAGCUUGCGAAGCGCAGAGACAAAGGCCGAGACGCUGGACCGCCAGAUCAAGGAUCAGGAGAAAAGCAUCCUGACGCAGGUCGAAACCAUCAAGAAAAAGUCUGCCGAGAUAAGUCGCCAGCAGACGCUGUACGAAAAGACCAAGGAGGAGCUUGACAAGGAAAAGUCGAGUCGUACGGCUUUGAGCAGCAGCUUGCAGACGGCGAAGCAGGACAUGGCUCGCAACAAACUGGAGUUGACGAAUGCGAAUGCGUCCCUUGCCACCCUCCAGUCUUUUGUUGUUCCACUGCAGCCGGUGGCAGAUGCCAAGGCACAGAUCAAGGUGGCACUGUCCGAUAUCUUCCAUCGAUUUCUGGACUUGUACAAGGCCGAGUUGACUAUCGACGUGGCGGCAGACGCGGCGCCUGUGGCCGCCAUAGAAAAGCUGGGUAUCCCACUGCCAGCAUCCAACUCGUCAGCGGCGAAACAGAUGCGUGUCGUCGCCGCUCUCGCCGUAACGGGUGAAGCGCUUGCCAAAUACGUCUUUCAGCAGGCUCUCGUGGACCCGGACGGCAAUCUACAUCGCGUGCUUCGCCACCUGGCAGUUGAAGACGCAGAGCACGAGGCUUACGUGCGUGCUGUUCUGCUGCGACUUUUCAAGGAGCUUCCAGACAACAAACAGCGCGCCAUGCAAAGCGGCGGCAUUGCCAGCGCUGUUGGCGAUAUUGUCGAUGCGCUGGAGCCGUGGGCUCCACGGGCGAGACUCGAGGAAAAAGUGCGCCUGCUCUGCGAAGGUGCGGCCGAGGCGUGGAGUUUGGCGUUGGAAAUAGAGAAUAAGAUUGAGGCCGUCUUUCUGUUCCAGGUACCAGAGGACUGGCGUGCUGUGCCACUCGAGAAAAAGUCCACCACAAUUGGCGCGGCAAGCAUCAGCCAGAACAGCAAGUCCCAAGCAAAUACGCCAAAGCAGCCGGCGGGGACAGCUCAGACGCAGCAGUACAAUCCAGCGUCACUGAGCAAGAAGCAAGUGGCCAAAGUGGUCUGGCCAGUCUUUAUGGCGCUCACCCCCGACGAAGACGACCCCGAGAUUGUCUGCUGCGGGUAUGUCUUGACCAAGGCGCAGAUCCGCGAGGCCGAUGAGGAAGUGGCAGACGAGGAGUCGACGUACAAGAUGGCAAGACAGGGCUUGCGACGGCAAUCGACGACGCAAAAAAAAAGACGAAAUUCGUUGGCCGUGUCGUGA